This is a messenger RNA of Fonsecaea erecta, 768 nucleotides long. RefSeq names its product 2-deoxy-D-gluconate 3-dehydrogenase. Gene Ontology annotation, molecular function: oxidoreductase activity, acting on the CH-OH group of donors, NAD or NADP as acceptor. The coding region runs from base 1 to 768 and encodes 255 amino acids. The record is from RefSeq and is a predicted model, not a curated record. The transcript is spliced from 4 exons. NCBI's taxonomy places the organism in Eukaryota, Fungi, Ascomycota, Eurotiomycetes, Chaetothyriales, Herpotrichiellaceae.
AUGGUCCUCUCGCUAUUCGAUUUGAGUGGGAAGACCGCCAUGGUCACAGGGGGCACGAGAGGCAUCGGGCAGGCCAUGGCCAUCGCACUUGCAGAAGCAGGCGCAGAUAUUGUGCUGAUACAGAGGAAUGCCACCACAGAUAAUACAACCCAGAAAGCCAUCGAAGCAUUAGGUCGAAACUGUUUCAUCGAGCCCUGCGAGCUGGGUGACAAGACAGACGUGGCCACCCUGGUCUCAAGAGUAACUGCAAAGCACAAGAUCAAUAUUCUCCUCAACAUCGCAGGUAUACAACGGCGAGCCGAUGCCGUGGACUACACCCUCGACACGGUCGAAGAGGUUCUCCAAGUCAAUCUGAGCUCGACGUUCGUCGUCUGCAGGGACCUCGGAAAGUACUGGAUCGACAACAAUAUGACCGGCAAGAUCAUCAACACGGCCAGCCUAGCAUCGUUCAUUGGCAGCGUCAGGAUCGUGGGAUAUGCCAUGAGCAAAGGAGGCGUGGCACAACUCACCAAGGCCCUGAGCAACGAAUGGGCGGCCAAGGGUAUCAAUGUGAAUGCAAUUGCCCCGGGAUAUGUCGCAACAGAUAUGAACAUUGACACCCGGUCCGGCGACCCAGCAUAUCUACAAAGCCUCAAUGACAGAAUUCCUGCAGGUCGAUGGGGCACGCCCGAAGAUUUCAGAGGCUCAGCGGUGUUUCUGGCGAGUUCGGCUAGUGAUUACAUCCAUGGACAUAUAUUGCUGCUGGAUGGAGGCUUCAUGGGUCGCUGA